Molecule: messenger RNA, 1620 nt
Organism: Hyalella azteca
Lineage: Eukaryota; Metazoa; Arthropoda; Malacostraca; Amphipoda; Hyalellidae
Product: actin-binding Rho-activating protein
Exons: 7
Coding region: 80-625 (181 amino acids)
Biological process (GO): positive regulation of Rho protein signal transduction
Molecular function (GO): actin binding
Source: RefSeq, a predicted model, not a curated record
GAAUCUUACUACAGAGGUGGUGCACACUGCCUAGUUUAUAAUUUAAAAUCUGGGUGGCGGAGAAUCGAUCGUUUGAAUAAUGCCGGUGACGCUGCGUCUUUUCCACGACGGAGUGUCCAGCCUCACAAGCAAGUUCAACGCGCGGGUGAAGCAACACGCAGACUACCAGAGCAACUGCGCCUUCAGCGACUGGCAGGGGCCUGGAAGUACAUAUAAGUUAACGAAAUACUCAGAAAAUUACGGCAGGCCAGACCCCAACAGUAAGUCAGCGGCGCGUGCUAGAGAGGCUCAGCUUAGCAUCAUGACUGAAAUACGGCAUCUCUGCUACAUGAUCUUCGAGUGUGCAGAAUGGAAAAGCAAGGACGGUUUUGCCGCAAUAACUUUUGGGCGACUUUUUAGCAUUUACAAGAACAUCUCCGACAAGCUCGUAGGCACGUUGCUGCGGGCCAGGAAGCAUGGGUUCCUGCACUUCGAAGGAGAGAUGCUCUACCAGCGGCGCGACGACCACAAGAUCAUCGAGCUGAGCAGCAACAUCAACUCCAUCAGAGCACGGUUCGGUGAGCGCCCUCUGGUGGCCGGCGGCGGAGAGGUGCAAUGCAAGGCAGACGACUCUCCCGGGCGAUGAAAUUCCAAUGGGGCCGAAGAAGGCUUAAGGCUUCAGCGACCCGCUGAUUUAAGCAGAAGAUUUUGGCGGCUCGACAUGUGGAACAAGAAAGAAACUUGAAUCGGAAAGAAAAAAUAAUUGAAGGGGCAUUGGAACGGAUAGGCAGGGAGCAGAAAAGCUACGAAUAAUAAUACAACGAAGAGAAAAAUGAGCAUCGUCAAAGUCACAAUCGUCAUUUUACAAUACGAAAACGUCGAAAAUUACAUUUUUAAAACAGCUGGAUUACUAUAUUUAAUUAUUGAACGCUUGCGAAGGGCGAUCUUCUAGUAAUAAGCACAUAGAUCGCUUACCGAAAGAGUGUCAGGAAAUCCUCAAAAUAUAAUAUAUGAUAUGAAAAAAUAUAGGAUGAAAAAAUUAUGAACAUUGGCCAAAUUCUGAGUUGAGAGAGAGAAGGAAGAAAAUGAACAAAGGUGAAGGAACGACGGGUGCGAAAAUGAAUAUUGCCACUGCAAGAUGAAGAAAUAUAAUUAAAGACUUUGAAUUGAAAAAAGUGAGGGCUAAAUUACAUUUUGGUAGAAAAAGGACUUAGAUUCCGGCAUUACUAGGAGUCUUUCAGGGACGCCUUCGGGAAGACCUCCGGGGAGACUUUCGAAGCAGACCUUAGGCAAAGAUCCUCGGAAAGAAUUUCAGAGGAGACCUCAGACCUUCAGAUGAGACGUAACGUUUGAGAACUUGGGAAGAGACACUUUGCGAGACCAUCAGAUUAGAACAACGAAGCAGACCAUCUGGGGCGAUUUCAUAGGCAGACUUUUGGAGUUGGGUAACUUCAGUAUAGAAAGCACAGGGUAAGCGAGGAGGAGAGAUAAGAACGGGAGAAGAUGACAGGAAGGCAAUAGGUAACUGUUGGGAGAUAUAGGUUAAUUUCCUGAGUCCCUGCCCUGCAAGCCGCGUAAUGACUGCAUGAAACGCCUUCAAGAACAGACUAGACGAAGCUAUGCAGGAGCAUAUGUUCAGUC